ACCAAUCUUCUCCUAACAAACGAAAAUGACAGCCAAAGCCCAUAUCCGCUCAAACUGCUUCCCUUCGAGGACUCACCCCGUGAUCGAUAAUGUGGACGAGAAGCUACUUCGGCUCCGAUCCUCCAAAGCAGCAUCCUCCUCAUCCUCAGCCUCAUCAGUAUGCCAAGAGUUGGGAGGCCUUCAGGGUCUAUACGACAGCAUAGAUGACUGGCUCCGGUUGUCUCAGACACAACAGGUCCUCUCCCAUCAAAACAGGAAAUGCAUGGAGGACUUGUUGGAUGGAUCUCUGAGAACGUUGGAUGUUUGCGGGACACUCCGGGAUGUUCUCUCGCAGAUGAAGGGAUCCAUUUAGGAAUUGGAGUCGUGUUUCCGAAGAAAGAGAGGAUCAGAUUCCAUCUUGGCAAGUGAAGUCGAAUCAUACAUCAUGUCGAGAAAGAAGAUGAGGAAACUCGUCUCCAAGACUCUGGAGAGUUUGAAAAAGUUGGAGAAGCAAAGCAACCUAAAGAAGUCAGCUGAGGAGAAGGAUGAAGCUGAUCUUAACAUACUAAGAGAGGUCGAACAGAUCAACAUCUCAGUGUUUGAGUCCCUCCUCUGUUUCCUUUCUAGGCCGAAGGCAAGGUCUAACGGCUGGUCUGUGGUCCCAAAACUGAUGUGGUCUAAGAGCAUUUCGUGUGAGGCAGUAGCAGAUGCCGCUGAAGUGGAGGACUUGGAUAAUGAAUUGCUUGCUCUAAAAUCAGGCAAAGUAAACAGCACUCAAGUACAUGCUGCACUGAAGCAAACAGAGGCAUUAGAGUCGAGCAUUCAGGAAAUCGAGGAGGUUUUGGAAUGCAUUUUCAGGUGUUUGGUGAAAACACGAGUUUCCCUCCUCAAUAUUAUCAGCCAUUAAGACAAUUUUUAGCUUGUAUAGCAUGUUGUAUAUAUAUGAGCAAUCAAGUGUAAACUGGUGAAUACUUAAUCAGAUUCUCUAUCCUUCAGUCCUAUCAAA
This is a messenger RNA of Punica granatum (pomegranate), 985 nucleotides long. The record is from RefSeq and is a predicted model, not a curated record. Lineage: Eukaryota; Viridiplantae; Streptophyta; Magnoliopsida; Myrtales; Lythraceae.